Messenger RNA from Amaranthus tricolor (Joseph's coat), 2032 nucleotides. Its product is annotated as proline--tRNA ligase, chloroplastic/mitochondrial. Gene Ontology annotation, cellular component: chloroplast stroma; aminoacyl-tRNA synthetase multienzyme complex; cytoplasm. The coding region runs from base 94 to 1740 and encodes 548 amino acids. The record is from RefSeq and is a predicted model, not a curated record. The transcript has 11 exons. NCBI's taxonomy places the organism in Eukaryota, Viridiplantae, Streptophyta, Magnoliopsida, Caryophyllales, Amaranthaceae. Gene Ontology annotation, molecular function: proline-tRNA ligase activity; ATP binding. Gene Ontology annotation, biological process: prolyl-tRNA aminoacylation.
ACAAGUCAUACUCUCCUAUUUGCCAACAUUUGAAACAAAACCAGAACCUCAUCCACGAGAAGCCACCCAAAGAGCUCAGUAGUAUUAUCAACAAUGGUGGCUUUAACUCUAAGACUACCUUCCGUUUCUUCCGUUUUCUUCCCACCUUACAUCUCCUCCUCUCGAUCGAUUCCUAUUUUCCGUCGGAAUCAUCUUCUUCAAUCAUUCGUCAGAUUCUCCGUCAGAAGCACAGCGUCAGAAACCAGUACAACUACCACUGGCAUGGACAAUUCCAAGUUAAAAUCCCAAGAUAAAGAUAGAGUAAUAACCCCUCGUUCUCAGGAUUUUAAUGCUUGGUACCUUGAUAUUAUCUCUAAUGCUGAGCUUGCUGAUUAUGGUCCUGUUCGUGGUACUAUGGUCAUUCGCCCUUAUGGCUAUGCUAUUUGGGAAGCCAUUCAGGAAUAUUUAAAUGUCAAGUUCAAGGAAACUGGUCACAGCAACAUGUACUUCCCGCAGUUUAUACCAUAUUCUUUUAUAGAGAAAGAAGCUAGUCAUGUUGAAGGAUUUAGUCCAGAAUUAGCUCUUGUAACUAUUGGAGGAGGCAAGGAACUUGAAGAAAAACUUGUGGUUCGACCUACUAGUGAAACUAUAGUAAACCACAUGUUUACUCAGUGGAUCCAUAGUCAUCGUGAUCUUCCUUUAAUGAUUAAUCAGUGGGCAAAUGUCACAAGAUGGGAGAUGCGCACCAAGCCAUUUAUAAGGACUCUUGAAUUUCUUUGGCAAGAGGGUCAUACAGCUCAUGCUACCCCAGAAGAAGCAGAGAAAGAGGCCUUGAUUAUGAUCGACGUUUACACCAAAUUUGCUUAUGAACAAGCUGCAAUACCUGUAAUUGCAGGUCGAAAAUCAAAGGUUGAGACAUUUGCUGGUGCAGAUAGGACCUAUACCAUUGAAGCUAUGAUGGGUGAUCGAAAAGCUUUACAAGCUGGGACUAGCCAUAACCUUGGACAGAAUUUCUCACGUGCAUUUGGCACACAGUUUACUGAUGAGAAUGGUCAAAGGCAAAAUGUGUGGCAGACAUCAUGGGCUAUCAGCACACGUUUUGUGGGCGGUAUUAUUAUGACUCAUGGUGAUGAUGCUGGUUUAAUGCUUCCACCAAGGCUUUCACCUAUACAGGUUGUAAUUGUACCAAUUUGGAAAAAGGAAGAAGAGAAGGCAGGAGUACUUAAUGCUGCCUUUACUGCAUUUGAAUUUCUGAAGGGUGCAGGGAUUAGAGUCAAAGUUGAUGACACGGAGCAAAGAACACCUGGAUGGAAAUUUAACUUUUGGGAAAUGAAGGGAGUUCCUAUAAGAGUUGAAAUUGGUCCACGCGAUGUAUUGAAUAAGAGUGUGGUUGUAUCUAGGAGAGAUAUUCCUGGAAAACAAGGUAAAGUGUUUGGAGUAUCCAUGGAACCUGAUGCUUUGGUUCCUUAUGUAAAAGACAAGCUGGAUGAGAUACAAGCAUCAUUAUUGAGCAUGGCGACUUCAUUUCGUGAUAGUAACAUUGUGGAUGUGGCGUCAUAUGACGAGCUUAAAGCUGCAGUAUCUGAUGGAAAGUGGGCAAGAGGUCCAUGGUCUGGCAGUGACAAGGACGAAUUGAAAGUGAAAGAGGAAACCGGGGCAACGAUCAGAUGUUUUCCUUUUGAACAACCCCCAGGCAUAAAAUGUUGCUUGAUGACUGGAAACCCUGCUGAGGAAGUCGCAAUUUUCGCAAAAUCUUACUAGCUACAGGCUUGUGCUAUUGCCAAAGGAGAUUCGCUUGACUACAUCUUCGCUGUAGCAUUUCAUUCAAUCGAACUUGGUUUAUAUGAGAAUUCAUUUUUUUAGUUGAUCAGGUAUCGGAACAAUAGCCUCAAAUAGUUUUUGUUUUUCUUCGCACCAGAUUACAGGUGCGUAUUUUAUUUUAAUGUAUAACAAUAAACUACAACAAUAUCAAAACCUUAAUUCCAAAAGAUUGGGAUCAACGAUAUUUGGAUGUACAUUCAUAUGUUAUAGUGCUGGUCGAUAGGUUUCUACU